GUCAGAGUGGGAGUGAUGGCGGCCAACGUGGAGUUGCCGGCGGCUUGGAGCCCGGGGAGAGGAGGCCCCGGGAGCCCGGAGUCGGAGUCCUCAUGCCCGGAGGGGAGCGGGGCGGAGGCCGAGGCCGAGGCCGAGGGCCCGGAUCCAGAGGCCGAGGGCCCGGGGGUAGCGGGCGGGCUGGAGGGGCAGCGUAGGCCGGUGCCCGGGGUGAUCUACCUCGGAUACAUGCCGCCCGGCCUGGAGCUCUGCCUCCUGCGCAAAAUGAUGGCGUCCUUCGGGGAGGUGGGGAGAAUCUUCCUGCAGCCGGCAGAUGAUAAGAGAACGCGGCGGAAGAAAAAGACGAGGGGCCUUGGGAAGAACUUCACCGAGGGGUGGGUGGAGUAUCAGAACAAGGCCGUGGCCAAACGGGUGGCCAGGAGCCUCCACAACACACGGAUCGGGACCAAGAAACGCAGCCGCUUCCACGACGACCUGUGGAACAUGAAGUACCUGCACCGCUUUAAAUGGAUCCACCUGAGCGAGCGCCUGGCCUACGAGAAGCUGGUGAAGCGGCAGAGGAUGCGGGUGGAGGUCUCCCAGGCCAAGCGCGAGACCAACUUCUUCCUGCAGAACGUGGAGAAGAGCCGGGGCCUGGACAAGCUGCAGGAGCUGAAGCGGCGGAAGGGCGAGGAGUGGCAGGACAAGAGCUGGCACUUCCGCCAGCGGGCCACCGAGGAGGAGAUCCAGACGAGCAAGGCGACCGCCCGCGGCCGGGCUGCGGGCAGGGCCGACGACCCACGGAGGACGGCAGACUUCCAGCGGAAAGCCCAGACCAACACGGCCCUCCUGGCCAAGAUCUUCAACCCUGCUGCUCAACGGGAUUAGCACCUUCCAGCGGCUGAUCUCCAGCUUGAGGAGAGACUCGCUGGGUCUGGCUGCAGUGAAUUAUCCCCUGAGCACUGCAAAAGGACAAAUGGGGACUGGCUCGGUUCACUGGCCUGCGUUAAAAUGCCGUGUAACAAAUAGGGUCUUGACCCAAAGAAGAGGAUCUGAAGAAGGGUUUCGACCCGAAACGACGGCCGUUCCUGCCCUCCAGAGAUGCUGCCUGUCCCACUGAGUUAUUGCAGCAUUUUGUGUCUAUCUCCUUAGCAAAUAGACAUCCUAUUUGAAUGCUGCCUGGAUGAGAUGGUAUUACCUGUAACGAAGAUAGACACAAAAAGCCAUUCCUUCUCUCCAGAAAUGCUGCCUGUCCUGCAGAGUUACUCCAAUUUUUUUGUGUCUACCUUCGGUUUAAACCAGCAUCUGCAGUUCCUUCCUCCACAUUAUCGACAACAAAUGGUUGGACAAACUUAGACACAAAGCGCUGGAGUAACUCAGCGGGUCAGGCAGCCUCUCUGGAGAAAAGGAAUAGGUGACGUUUUGGGUUGAGACCCUUCUUCUGGCGGAGAGUCGGGGAAGAGAAACUAGAGGUAUGAAAAGGUUCAAUACAAAACAGCCGGCAUCGAUGACCAAGGAAAGGUGGAGCUCACAAUGGUCCAUUGCUGGCUGUGGAAGAGACGCCGCAUGACCCGCUGAGUUACUCCCGCACUUUGUAUAUUUUUUUUUAAAAUCUUGCAUCUUGCGUUUAUCUGCCAUCAGUUAGUUUAUUGUCACAUGCACUGAGGUACAGAGAAAAGCUUUUUGUUGCGUGCGAACCAGUCAGCAGAAAGACAAUACAUGAUUACAAUCGAGCCAUCCAUAGUGUGCAGAUACAGGUUAAAGGGAACAACAUGAAUAAAGUUUAGUGCAAGAUAGAAUUCAUUAAAGUCCGAUCAAAGAUAGUCCGGAGGGUCUCCAAUGAGAUGGAUAGUAGUUCAGGACCGCUCACUAGUUGGUGGGAGGAUGUCUGACAGCAGCUGGGAAGAAACUGUCCCUGAAUCUGUAGGUGUGCGUUUUCACACUUCUGUGCCUUUUGCCCGAUGGGAGAGGGGAGGAGAGGGAGAGGCCAGUGCGCGACACGUCCUUGAUUAUGCUGCUGGCCUUGCCGAGGCAACGAGCCUAAAGGAACAGCUGGAAUUGUGCGCAGAAUGCAACAGUCUGAAGAAGGGUA
Messenger RNA from Leucoraja erinaceus (little skate), 2068 nucleotides. It is a transcript of the gene abt1, whose product is annotated as activator of basal transcription 1. Gene Ontology annotation, molecular function: RNA binding. The record is from RefSeq and is a predicted model, not a curated record. Gene Ontology annotation, biological process: endonucleolytic cleavage to generate mature 5'-end of SSU-rRNA from (SSU-rRNA, 5.8S rRNA, LSU-rRNA); small-subunit processome assembly; endonucleolytic cleavage in 5'-ETS of tricistronic rRNA transcript (SSU-rRNA, 5.8S rRNA, LSU-rRNA). NCBI's taxonomy places the organism in Eukaryota, Metazoa, Chordata, Chondrichthyes, Rajiformes, Rajidae. Gene Ontology annotation, cellular component: nucleolus. The coding region runs from base 16 to 864 and encodes 282 amino acids. The transcript has 3 exons.